This is a messenger RNA of Botrytis fragariae, 216 nucleotides long. RefSeq lists its product as uncharacterized. The transcript is spliced from 2 exons. Lineage: Eukaryota; Fungi; Ascomycota; Leotiomycetes; Helotiales; Sclerotiniaceae. The record is from RefSeq and is a predicted model, not a curated record. The coding region runs from base 1 to 216 and encodes 71 amino acids.
AUGACUCCAAGAAGAAUUGUACGUGUCAGAGUUAAGAGAUUACUACUCAGCUGUGUAAACAAGACGAGAAAUCGCAGUCUCCCAAUAUUGCAACGUGGAGAUCAGACAACCCUCGACAUGAUCGAGGGGGAUUUGGAAUUCCAGCCAGCAAACUCUUAUCUCCAUGCAAGUCUCGACGCAAGACAUAAAGAGCGCCAACAAGACUUCGGUACAUGA